AUGCCGACGCGCCCCGCUUUCGCCAGCUUGGCCCACGCCGCCCUCGCACCCGAGCGUCGGACACUCCGCGUGCCCAAACCCAACGCCCCAUCUUGGCUCCAGAAAACUAAACGCAACAACGACAACAACAACGACCCAGCAAAACGAAACAAAGACUCAGCCAGACCGAGCGCUGCGACCUCGAGCAGGUGGUCGCCCCGGUCCCCAUCACCAUGCGGCCCAAAACUUGUCCUGAUCCUGCUGGGGCUGGCCGUCCUCUUCCCGUCGGGGAUCAAAGGACCCCAUGUUGAGGGGGAGAAAGAAUCCCCUGCCCCUGAUGACCACGUCUACGGCCCUCAGCUCCCGGGUCCCGUAAAGCUCCCGCCCGAGGACAGCGAGACCACCGCGGUGGGUCUCCCCAACACAGACAGCCAAAUGCCAUCGGCCAGUGAAGUCCUGGACUCGAUACUGCGCAACUACGACCACAGGCUGCGCCCUGGCAUCGGCGAAAGGCCCACUGUGGUCUCCGUCAGGCUCUCCGUCAACACCCUCGGGCCCAUCUCUAUCAUGGACAUGGAAUACAGCAUCGACAUCACCUUCUACCAGACCUGGUACGACGAGCGCCUCCGUUACAACAGCAGCUUGGAGAGCUUGGUGCUUUCCGGCAACUUGGUGAGCCAGCUGUGGAUCCCAGACACCUUCUUCAGGAACUCGAAGCGCGUCUACGAGCAGCUGUUCUCCGAGCCGAGCCAGAUGGUCCGCAUCCACAGGGACGGCAAGGUCUUGUACACAAUCAGGAUGGGCAUUGAUGCUGGGUGUGCACUGCACAUGUUCAAAUACCCGCUGGACUCUCACACUUGCCCUCUGUCUUUCUCUAGCUUCUCCUACCCCCAGGACGAGAUGAUCUAUAAGUGGGAAGAUUUCGAGCUGGAAAUCAAUGAGGAGAAUUCCUGGAAGCUGUUCCAGUUCGAGUUCACAGGUGUGAGCAACAAGUCCGAGACCCUCACCACCAUCUCUGGUGACUACAUAGUCCUGACGCUGUUCUUCAACGUGACCCGGCGGUUUGGCUUUGUGGCCUUCCAGAACUAUGUUCCUUCUUCUGUGACCACCAUGCUCUCCUGGGUGUCCUUUUGGAUCAAGAAGGACUCUGCUCCUGCCCGCACCUCUCUUGGGAUCACCUCUGUCCUCACCAUGACCACCUUGGGCUCCUUCACCCGGAAGCAUUUCCCCCGCGUCUCUUACAUCACUGCCUUGGAUUUCUACAUUGCCGUCUGCUUCGUCUUCUGCUUCUGCGCGCUGAUGGAGUUUGCUGUGCUCAACUUCCUGACCUACAACCAGACGCGGUCCCGCCGUGCGCCGAAGCUCCGCCAUGUACGAGCUGGGUCUGCAGCGGCGUCUCGCAGCCUCACCCGCGCCCGCGCCGCCAGACGUGCCCACACCCGUGCCCUGCAGCAGGAAGCCUUUGUGUGCCAGGUGGAAGAGGCUGAGGAAGAGGAGGAGCAGGAGCUGCAGCUGGAGCACCUGGCCUGCCCAGCCCAGCAGUCGCUGAGCCUGGGGAGCACCCGGCGCACUGGCGGCUGCUGCAAGUGGUACCAUAAGUACCUGUGCAUGGUCCCCUGCUGCCAGGGUGGCCUGUGGCAGAAGGGCCGCCUGUACAUCCAUGUGUACCGCCUGGACAACUACUCGCGUGUGCUUUUCCCCGUGACCUUCUUCUUCUUCAAUGUGCUCUACUGGCUCGUCUGCCUUAACUUGUAGGUGCCGGCGGGCACCCUGUGGGGCAGCCUCCCAGUUCCCCGGGGAAAGCCCCAUGCCCUUUGCUAAGGGAGUUGAGGGAAAGCAGCAGCAGGAGGAGCAGUUACAGGGUCUCUCCCUCCCCGCAGCCCCAUCCCAACCUGCAGAGAACGUUCUCUGCCAGCCCUCUCCCCUGCCCAGCCUAUCCCGAGUCUCCUUGGCAGCUCGUUGCCAAGGCCAUCGGCCCACUCCUGUUCUUCAAGGGGCAUUUAUGAUGCUCAGGCCCUGAAGCCCCUGGCCGUCGGUGCGUGUGCGCACGUGGGAGCAGGUGGGCUACCUCCCAGCAGUGCCGACACCCACUGCCUUUUCCAGGAACCCAGUACUGCUCUCGUGGUGCUCCCGGCCCAGUUCUGGCUCCAGCCUCAAAGUUCGCAGACCAGCUGCCUGCCUGUUAUGCCGCCACCUUACGGUGCUGGGCAGCAGUGUGGGGGAGGGGCUGUCCUCCAGUCAGAUGAUUAUAUUCUUGGUUCUAUCUCCCUGCCCGCCCUCCCACAGCAGAUAGGCAGCCGCUGGCGUUAUCCCUUUAGGCGCAGGGAGCCAGCAAUUGAAGGUCUUUGGGAUGUGUCCCUCCCUCUGCUGCUGAGACACCUUCCUCUCUCCACCCAGCCUCUCCAUCCGCACCACCUGUCCAGUGCCAUACAUCCAGCGGGUAUCUAUUUUUGUGUGUGAUAACAGUAAUGACCCCUGCUUUGUAUGCCACCUUCACCUUCCUCCUUGACCCCCGUGACUCUUUCUGUAACUUCCCCAGUGACUUUCCCGCCCUGACCCAGGUGCUAGGCCAUGUGGCUUCCCAGGGCCAAGGACGUAAGGGGACUCUGGUUUGCAGCUGGCAUGCCUGCAUUGAGCAGUGCCCAGCUAAGGCCCAGCAUGAGAGCUUCGCUGCUGCCUUGGCCCUGGGGCCCAUGAGCCGGUCCACUCCUCCCCGGGGCACUCGCACAACCACAGUCAAUCAAUUGAAUUCCCUUAAAUUUGUAUAGCGCUUUACCUUUUGCAAAGCACCUUUUGACAAAUCAUUUCUAUUUUGAGCCUCGUAGCCCUGUGAUAUACUCAGGGCAGGAUUCUUAGCCCCACUUCGCAGAUGAGAACCCAGAGGCACAGAUUUCUAUGGGACCAUUGAUCUUACUGGAAACUACCCAAGAACCCACUGUCGCCUUGUAGAUCAUAGGACAGGGCAGCUCUGUUGAUGAUGACUUGAUUCUUUGGUCUCUGCUGACACCCCAGUACGCCACCCGAAGUGGCAGCCUGUCUGCCCUCGCCUGCUCAGUUCCUAGGCCUCAGGCCUCAGACUGCCCCCAAGACCGAAACUCUCCUGGCCCUGGCACCCCAGUGAGUGAAUUUGGACACGCCCCAAUGCUUGUAUAUGCUGAAUGAAA
This is a messenger RNA of Talpa occidentalis (Iberian mole), 3143 nucleotides long. It is a transcript of the gene GABRE, whose product is annotated as gamma-aminobutyric acid type A receptor subunit epsilon. Gene Ontology annotation, biological process: nervous system process; regulation of postsynaptic membrane potential; synaptic transmission, GABAergic. Gene Ontology annotation, molecular function: GABA-A receptor activity; GABA-gated chloride ion channel activity; benzodiazepine receptor activity. Gene Ontology annotation, cellular component: dendrite membrane; GABA-A receptor complex; neuron projection. NCBI's taxonomy places the organism in Eukaryota, Metazoa, Chordata, Mammalia, Eulipotyphla, Talpidae. The transcript is spliced from 10 exons. Bases 1 to 1734 code for a protein of 577 amino acids. The record is from RefSeq and is a predicted model, not a curated record.